AUGGUGGUUCGUCGUUCAGCAAACCCUCGGACUGCAGCACAGUCUGACACCGAACUCUUCGCCCGGGAUCGAGCGCUUGCGGUUCAGCGCGGAAUCUACGAGUGGGAUCACCUGCCCGGGCUGCCACCGUUCUGCAAAGGUCUUCCCGACGUGGAGAAACAGUCUCGAUACGAGUCCGAUCGUGUCAUGUGGGAUCUCGUCACCAGUUUUUCGCAGGCGCUGAUGGCCCGACGUUCGUUCCUACGCAAGCUCAGGAAAAAGGGAAACGAGCUCGAGGCGUACAACCACCUGCGCCCGUACGGUCGGCGCCCCGCGUGCGCCCAGACGUGGCGCACCGACGCCGAGUUCGCCCGACAACGGCUCAACGGGGUGAAUCCGUUACAAAUCGAACGACUCGACGAGUACCCAGCUCAUCUACGAGUGUCUCCCGCAGAUGUCGCCCCCCUGCUGCCCGAAGGCACCACCCUCGAUGAGUUGCGAGAUAGUGGCAGGUUGUAUGUGUGCGACUGGGGAGCGCUCACCGGGGCUCCGGUAACACUUGGGCGCUUCCUCACUGCCCCAACUGCGCUGUUCUGGGUCGAUGACGCCGAGCAACUGAUGCCGCUUGCGAUCCAACUCGAUCGUGAUUUCACGCUUCUCCCUGAAACCGACACCAAGAUUGAACCGCCGGUUUUUACGCCUCUUGACGACCCAUGGGUAUGGCUGACUGCUCGAACCCACGUACAGUCCGCCGACGCCGCGUACCACGAGAGUGUCGUGCACCUGCUUCGGACCCAUCUCCUGAUGGAGACCGUGUGGGUCGCCGCCAAUCGUGGUCUGGCUCCGCAGCAUCCGGUUCAUCGCCUACUGAAGCCGCACUUCCAGGGCACGAUCGCGAUCAACUACAAGGCACGAAACGAGCUCAUCGUGACCGGCGGCCCGAUCGACAAGGCGAUCUCGGUGGGAACCGCCGGUGCGUACUGGCUUAUCAGCGAACGUCUGAAGGACUUGACCUUUGGCGAUCUCAACCCAGCCACCGACAUGGAACGCCGCGGAGUCGCAGAUUCCGAAGUACUUACGGGAUACCACUACCGAGACGAUGCCCUCCGCUUGUGGGACAUCAUUGGCAGCUAUACCGAGGAGCUACUGCGUAGUUUCUAUCCCGAUGACGAAUCGGUCGUGCUCGACGAUGAACUUACGGGGUGGGCCGAGGAGCUUGCGGACCAAGACGCCGGAGCCAUGCGGGGGCUGCCCCUCGUCGAUGGAGCAUUUCGUACCUUCGCGGAUCUACACCAUGUGGUUCGCCAAGUGGUGUUCACGGUUGCGGUCGAGCACUCUGCUGUUAACAACGGGCAAUACGACAUCUUCGGCCACAUACCAAACUCGCCAGGGGCGAUCUUCUUGCCCCACCCGACCUCACACGACGCCAGCAGCGAAGGCGAGUUCACCUACGGUUUACCUCCGUUCAAGGUGGCCGAGAUACAGAUCGCGCUGGUGCACUUGUUGUCGCAGCCCACGCUCACCAAUCUCGGCGACUACCCAGCAGACUUCUUCUACGACCACAAACCGGUGAGGCUCGCGAUCGAUCGCUUCCGCUCGCAGCUGGACAAGCUCACGAUCGAUAUCACGCGGCGCAACCAGGCGCUGCCAAUGCCAUACACCUACCUCGACCCCGCAAUGGUGGCCACAUCGAUCUCGGUCUAG
Nerophis lumbriciformis (worm pipefish) is the source of this 1683-nucleotide messenger RNA. NCBI's taxonomy places the organism in Eukaryota, Metazoa, Chordata, Actinopteri, Syngnathiformes, Syngnathidae. The record is from RefSeq and is a predicted model, not a curated record.